Messenger RNA from Boleophthalmus pectinirostris (great blue-spotted mudskipper), 2374 nucleotides. It is a transcript of the gene xrcc6, whose product is annotated as X-ray repair complementing defective repair in Chinese hamster cells 6. NCBI's taxonomy places the organism in Eukaryota, Metazoa, Chordata, Actinopteri, Gobiiformes, Gobiidae. Gene Ontology annotation, cellular component: Ku70:Ku80 complex; nucleus. The transcript is spliced from 13 exons. The coding region runs from base 128 to 1960 and encodes 610 amino acids. The record is from RefSeq and is a predicted model, not a curated record. Gene Ontology annotation, molecular function: double-stranded DNA binding; damaged DNA binding; telomeric repeat DNA binding. Gene Ontology annotation, biological process: telomere maintenance; cellular response to gamma radiation; double-strand break repair via nonhomologous end joining.
CAAAUGUGGGCGUGCGUGACGCUCUGACGAUUUCAGCGUGCGCGUUCGCGUUUCUAGCGCGCCAUUCACUGAAACCUCACUGACUAGUCCAGACUUGUGCUGGGGUAUUUAUACUGAGGUAGUUGCAAUGGCAGACUGGAACGCGUUCUACAAAAAUGAAGAUGAUGAUGAAGAGCUUGAGGAUGGAGAACAGAGUGGAGGUGACUACAGGAUCUCGGGCAGAGACAGUUUGGUGUUUCUUGUCGAUGUUUCAAAAGAAAUGUUUAUCAAGGGAGAGGAUGGAGAGCCUUCCAACUUUGACAUGACUAUGCAGGUGGUGCGCACUGUCUACACCAGUAAGAUCAUCAGCAGUUACAGAGAUCUGGUAGCUCUGGUUUUCUACGGCACGGAGCAGAGCAAAAACCCAAGAAACUCAUUUAAACAUGUUUAUGUGUACCACGACCUGGAUGAACCUGGUGCAAAGCGGGUGCAGGAGGUUGAUGCCCUGCGAGGACCUAAAGGUGCCCAGCUGGCAGCAGAGACCAUGGGCAGUGGGGAGACCUCUUUGGGGGACGCCCUUUGGUGCUGUGCCAAUCUGUACAGUGACAUCAAACUGCGCCUGUCACACAAGCGCCUCAUGCUCUUCACCUGCCGAGACGACCCACAUGGAGGAGACAGUGCCAAGGACCGGCAAGCGCGAACCAAAGCCGGGGACCUCAAAGAGACUGGUGUUGUAAUUGAUUUAAUGCACUUAAUGAAACCAGGAGGCUUUGAUGUGUCACUGUUCUUCCGUGACAUCAUAAGUCCACCGGAGGAUGAAAGCGAGCUGGGGCUGCAGCACAGCCCCUGUGAGAAACUGGAGGACCUCCAGAAGAGAGUGAGGGCCAAGGAGCAGAAAAAGCGUGCCAUGGCCCGGUUAAGCCUGUGUCUUAGUGAUGAUGUGAAAAUAGCUGUGGGUAUUUUUGCCACUGCUGUCCAAGCACGAAAACCAGGGGCCAUCAAACUGUACAGAGAGACCAAUGAGCCAGUCCGCAGUAAAAGUCGCAUCUUCCACUCUCAGACAGGGAGUCUGCUGCUUCCCAGUGAAAUCAAGAAGGCCCAGGUGUAUGGUAGAAAGCAGAUAGUACUUGAGAAAGAUGAAGUAGACUCUCUAAAGAAGUUUGGUGAUCCUGGAUUAUAUCUCAUUGGUUUCAAACCAAUGGAAAACCUCAAACUGCACCAUCACAUCCGACCAUCUGUCUUCAUUUACCCAGAGGAGGAUGAAGUCAAAGGCAGCUCGUGUUUGUUCUCUGCCCUGUUAAAGAAGUGCAGUGAGAAAAAUGUAUUCGCUUUGUGCCGCUGCAUCGCUCGCCGAAACUACCCCCCUCGCUUUGUGGCUUUGGUGCCUCAAGAAGAGGUGCUGGACGAGGGCAAUGUCCAGGUUACUCCACCAGGUUUUAACGUCAUCUAUCUGCCAUAUGCCGAUGACAUGCGGACUCUGGACAUCCCUCACUGCCCACACGCUUCACAAACACAGGUGGAUAAGAUGAAGGAGAUCGUUACAAAACUCCGUUUUAAAUACAGGAGUGAUGCAUUUGAGAACCCUGUCAUCCAGCAGCAUUAUAGAAAUUUGGAAGCUCUGGCUUUGGACAUGACCGCCCCAGAGGAAACUGAAGAUCUCAUUAUGCCAAAAGUGGAACAAAUAGAUGCACGCCUCGGUAUUCUUGCUGACGAAUUUAGAGAGAUGGUUUACCCUGAAAACUACAAUCCAAAUGGAAAGCCAACUGCUAAACGCAAAACAGAUGCGAAUAGUGGUGGAGCUGAGAAGAAGCCCAAAAUUGAGGUGCCGGAGGAUGAACUAAGAAGCCACUUGAAGAAUGGCACUCUGGGAAAGCUGACCGUGCCUGUGCUAAAGGAGGCCUGCAAGCAGUUUGGGAUCCGAACUACAGGCACAAAGAAGCAGGAGCUAAUAGAUGCUUUGCUAGCCAAGUUGGGUCCAUAAUGAACUGAACAAAACCAUGUCACUAACUACUGUAUAUGCCUUAAAGGGCGACAAUGUAACUUUUCCAGGUGCUUGUCACCAUGGAGAUGUCACUGUUUUGCCUGGAAUGUUCUACAAGGCCAAAUUACGGGUCAGAUCUGUUUAGAGGUGACCACGCACUCAGUAAGAAAAGUAAGACAGUGUGGUUUUCAAGGUGUUUUGAAGACAAAAUAAACACCCAUAAUUGAAAAAAUGCUAGAUCUUUUUAAUUGCAUAUUGUGAAACUUUCCUGGCAAAGCAAAGCAACCUCCCCAACCUCUGAAAAGUUACAUCUUUAAUCUGUAAUGAUUAUGAGAUUAUGUUAGAAGUGUCCUAAUUGUACAACAUGUAUCAAAAUGCAGCAAAUAAAUAAAACCAGCCAUUUUGUAUAAUCUA